Molecule: messenger RNA, 3150 nt
Organism: Amphibalanus amphitrite
Lineage: Eukaryota; Metazoa; Arthropoda; Thecostraca; Balanomorpha; Balanidae
Product: thioredoxin reductase 1, cytoplasmic-like
Exons: 13
Coding region: 526-2316 (596 amino acids)
Biological process (GO): cellular response to oxidative stress; glutathione metabolic process; cell redox homeostasis
Cellular component (GO): mitochondrion; cytosol
Molecular function (GO): flavin adenine dinucleotide binding; thioredoxin-disulfide reductase (NADPH) activity; glutathione-disulfide reductase (NADPH) activity
Source: RefSeq, a predicted model, not a curated record
GUUCCUCUUUGGAAGGUUGCCUCACGAGUUUGACCUUCUGAUGAACUUGAACACUGGCAAUUAUUUUUCCGUUCCUUCUGAUAAGCUAUUGCAUUGCAAUUGCACUAGUAAAUACGACUCGCGUUAAAUUCUUUGAAAACUACGGAAGGCAGACUGCAUUUUCAUUGUCGACUCGCUGAACAUUGUCAGAAUCUUGAUAAGUGUUACCGAGCUGUUAGGAUGUUCAGACGUUUUGUAACGAACAUAAAAAUAUAUAUGAAGUUGGAGGCAUAUUUUUGGAUACUUUCUCCAGAGAUGCACGUUCUUACACAUUCUCUUAGUUGACAUAGCCGAGCAUAAAAGCAUCACAAAAGCAAUUCCUCUGCAGCACCUAUCCUACAAUUGCUACCAAAUAGCACAAUUUGACGAUGUCCCCAGCUUGGAGUCAAGUUAAUUCGCCGAUCCUUGUGAACUGCCACUCUCGAGUCAGCGGUGGCGAGUGUCGGGUGAUUGUGAUUGUGCGGCGUGUCCUGCUGGGUGGGCGGCAUGGCACCCACACCGGGGAGCGGUGCAGCUGCUCAAGUUGAUAAUUUUAUUAAAGGAAACAAAGUUACCGUGUUCAGCAAGUCAUGGUGUCCCUUUUGUGACAAGGUGAAGCAGUUAUUUAAAACAAAUGGAAUCGCCUACGGAGCGCUGGAGCUCGACCAAGUUGAGGACGGACCGGCCCUCCAGGAUGCCCUGAAGGAGCGCACAGGCCAGAGCACCGUGCCCAACGUGUUCGUCAAUGGAGAACACGUGGGCGGCUGCGACGACACCCUGCAGGCCCACUCCAGCGGUAAGCUAGCCUCGCUGUUGAACGGAGGUGGCGGAGACGCCCAGUACGACUACGAUGUGGUCGUGGUGGGCGGCGGCUCCGGCGGCCUCGCCUGCAGCAAAGAGGCGGCCGUGCAGGGCGCGCGAGUGGCCGUCUGUGACUUUGUCAAACCGUCCCCACAGGGCACCACGUGGGGCCUGGGCGGCACGUGCGUCAACGUCGGCUGCAUCCCCAAGAAGCUGAUGCACCAGGCGGCGCUGCUGGGAGAGGCCGCCGAGGACGCCCAGAAGUUCGGAUGGUCCAUCAACACACCCACCCACGACUGGGAGAAGCUGGUGACGGCCGUGCAGAGUCACAUCGGCUCCCUCAACUGGGGCUACCGGGUGCAGCUCCGUGAGAAGCGCGUCACCUACCUCAACGCCUACGCCCAGUUCGUCGACGAACACACGCUCAAAACUGUCGACAAGAAGGGCAAGGAGAAAACCAUCACAUCCCGGUACAUCGUGCUGGCCACCGGCGGCCGGCCUCGUCUGCCGGACAUCCCCGGCGCGCGCGAGUACGGCAUCAGCAGCGACGACAUCUUCUCGCUGCCGCACUCGCCGGGAAAGACACUGAUCGUGGGUGCCAGCUACAUUGCACUCGAGUGCGCCGGCUUCCUGCGCGGCCUCGGACUGGACGUCACUGUGAUGGUGCGGUCCAUUCUGCUGCGCGGCUUCGACCAGCAGAUGGCUAACCUGGUGGGCGAGCACCUGGAGAAGCGAGGCGUCAAGUUCAUCCGCCAGUGCGUGCCCACCGAGCUGCAGCUGAUAGAGGAGGGACCGCCUCGACGAGUCAAGGUGCUGGCCAAGACCACCGACGGCGAGGUAGUGGAGGGCGAGUACAACACGGUGCUGUUCGCCAUCGGCCGGGACGCCUGCACAGACAACAUCGGACUGGAUAAAGUCGGCGUCCAGCUCAGCCCCAAGGACGGUAAGGUGGUGUGCACACCGGACGAGAAGUCGACCGUCUCCAACAUAUACGCCAUCGGAGACGUGGUGAGCGGCAAGCCGGAGCUGACGCCGGUGGCGAUCCAGGCCGGCCGUCUGCUGGCGCGCCGGCUCGUCAACGACGCCUCCAUCCUGACCGACUACGCGAACGUGGCCACCACCGUGUUCACGCCCAUGGAGUACGGCUGCAUCGGCCUCUCAGAGGAGGACGCAAUCGCCCAGUUCGGAGAGGACGAUAUCGAGGUGUACCACCAGUACUUCACGGCACUGGAGCACACGGUGGCGCAGCGGGACGAGAACGGCUGCUACGCCAAGCUGGUCUGCUGCAUCAGCCAGGAGUACAAGGUGGUCGGGUUCCACAUCGUGGCGCCCAACGCCGGGGAGAUCACCCAGGGCUACGCCGUGGCCAUGAAGCUGGGCGCUCGCAAGUGGGACUUUGACGCCACCAUUGGCAUCCACCCGACCGUGUCAGAGAACUUCACAACGAUGAACGUCACCAAGAAGUCUGGCGCCGAGAGCAAGUCCUCCGGCUGCUGAGGUUAAGCUGGCUACUGGGCCGGCGGCCGGCGCCCUGUGCGCCGCUGCCGGCCCAGUAGCUGAUUGGGUGGUGACGGAGCGUCUGCCGUGUGUCCCGCCGUGCGCAGCGGGGCGCCGUAUGACGGCGCGGCCCCAGCCCUGUCUCAGGAGGGCCGCGCCCGAGGAGAGCAGCGCCCUCACCGCCCUCCCCCCCCCCCCUACCGACACCGCCCGGCGCGCGUGUCACCCGCUCCCCGCGCUCAGGGCCGCCGGCUACCGGCGGAGCGUGGCUCCGUGGCGCGCCCGCCUGUUACACAGAGCCCGACUUCUGGCCGGAGCCGUCCACAGUUACGAUUGGUCGUUGGAUUCCGCUCGUGUUGUCCGGGUCUGAUUGCAGUGAGCUCGUCGCACCGAGUGUCUCAGUUGUGAUUGUGAUUGGCGGCGCGGGUCUGUGCGCCCGGCGCCGUUCGGGCCGGCCGCUGCCGGCGGGUACCGGGGCCGGCCCUCCGCUGUGCCGAGGACAGGCGCCCUGCCCGACUCCGGCCCGCGGCCAGCCCGAGUAAUUCUGUAGGUUGAUUUAUCAGAUCGCCGCCGGUACCUCCCAGUGACACAUAAUAAUGUGAGCGCGUUUGCCUGUGUCCAUCGAUUCAUUAUGCCGAAAGUUGAGAUGCGCUGUGUAGUUCGCCGUCAUCUGGGAAUUUGAACAGAAUGCCGCCUUUUCGAGAACCGUUGUGACUUGGCUGGCCUGGCUGGCCCGGUUCUGUUCACGAACUGUAGCCUCUGCUCUCAGUCUGUCCACUGAGCAUUGACGCUCUGUUAUAUUGGUACUGUCAAUAAAAUUGCAUAGGAUAUUUA